CACAGUCAACACUGUGUGAACACUAACUUUUCCACUCUGUGGACACUAAAAUCUGUGUCAUUUUUCUUAUGGAUAUAUUUCUAACGAAUGACAGUAUUCAAGAGAUACGAUUGGUUAAAAGGUUCUGCAUAACGAUGAAAUGUAGCCAAUUGUAAACACGGACAACAGGCAGACUAUAAAACGGAACUUAUCUUACCAAGACGGUAUUUGUGAGGAAGAUCAACAUUUGUGAUACUAGUGCUAAGUUUCGAUUGAAGCCAGCAGAAAAUGUAUUGGUUGCUGAUAUUCAUAAAGAUUUCUUUGGUUAUCACGCCAUCUUAUCAGCUUUGCCCAGCAGAUAAUCAUCAGUUCGGAUGCGAAGAUGCCAGCAAAUGGAAUCUAACAGUAGUCGGCAUUAAAGUUGCUUCUAUCUACAUUUUCACGCAUCUGAAUUAUCCCGACAACUAUCGGAACUGCGUGCAUAGGCAUUGGCGUGUAACUCCAGCGGCAGGCUUUAAUAGACUAAAGGUACAAUUCGAAUUCGUAAAUAUGGAAACUGGUUCCGACUUCAUGUAUAUAGUUUACGAUACCGCUACCGCUACACAAACGGAAGAUAUAUCGGAUGGAAAUGUCCAACUACUGAUGACGAUCGAGAGUAUUUCUUUCGAAUCGUUUGACAUAUACAUGUGCACUAACCCUACAAUCAGGCGUCCUGGAUUUUACAUGUCAAUAACACCUGAAUUCUAUGCUGAUCCAUACACGGAACAAAUAUGCCGGCAGAUGGAAUCUAACUGUAGUCGGCAUUAA
Anneissia japonica is the source of this 786-nucleotide messenger RNA. RefSeq lists its product as uncharacterized. The coding region runs from base 268 to 786 and encodes 172 amino acids. NCBI's taxonomy places the organism in Eukaryota, Metazoa, Echinodermata, Crinoidea, Comatulida, Comatulidae. The record is from RefSeq and is a predicted model, not a curated record. The transcript has 6 exons.